Molecule: messenger RNA, 1056 nt
Organism: Plodia interpunctella (Indianmeal moth)
Lineage: Eukaryota; Metazoa; Arthropoda; Insecta; Lepidoptera; Pyralidae
Gene: obst-B
Product: obstructor-B
Exons: 6
Coding region: 126-1013 (295 amino acids)
Cellular component (GO): extracellular region
Molecular function (GO): chitin binding
Source: RefSeq, a predicted model, not a curated record
GUCAACUCAGUGCGCCGUCGAGAGCGGAGCGGGCGUCAUUCAAGUAUAAUAUAUUGUAACUUAGAAAAGUCACACUUGUGACAUUUAAGUUAGAGUUAAGUGACAUAUAGUGCUGUAUAUCCAAGAUGGCGUUCCGGUGCGUGGGAGUCGUGCUUUUAUGUUUAACUGUAUUAGCUUCAUCAGCAGUACCAAAGACCCCUCGCAAGAAACCAGCCAACCAGCCCGCGCGAGUGGCGCAGGAUGCCGAGCGCGACGCAGAGAUAACCAACUCCUGUCCUGAUGAUGGCUUCUUCGCGGACGCUGAGCAGUGUGACAAGUACUACGAGUGCAGAAAUGGCGAGAUCAUCGAGAAACUGUGCCCAGACGGCAUGGUGUUCAACGACUACAGCCCCGAGGAGGAGAAGUGUGACCUGCCCUUCAAUAUCGACUGCUCGCAAAGGCCCAAAUUGCAGACCCCAAUCAAGACACUCCACUGUCCGCGCCUGAACGGCUACUUCUCCCAUGAGGACCCGAAGGAGUGCGGCAAAUUCUACUACUGCGUGGACGGCAAGUUCAACAUGAUCACGUGCCCCGACGGCCUGGUCUACAACGAGAAGACCGGCAUCUGCACCUGGCCUGAUGAGGCCAAGAAGAAGGGCUGCGGUGCUUCUGAGGUGUUCAAAUUCGACUGUCCGGCCGUGAACGAAACAUUUGGUCAGACACACCCUAGGUACGCGGACCCUGAGGACUGCCAGUUCUUCUAUGUCUGCAUCAACGGUAACACCCCUCGCCGGUCAGGCUGCAAGCUUGGACAGGCUUUCGAUGACGUCCAGAAGCGCUGCGAGUGGGCCAGGAAGGUGCCUGAAUGCGCGGAUUGGUACAAGGGCCAGCUGACUGAUGCUGAGUUGGACGCGCUAGAGAAUCCCCCUACAGCUCGGCCCAAGGUCACCGGCAGCUCACAGCCGUCGCGCCGCAAGCCACAACGCCCAGGCAAGGGCAAGUCGGCGCCAGUCGUCGACGAGGACGUGGAGUAGGCAUUUAUGUAGAUAGGUUAAUAAUAAAUUUCUUAUAAGUUUA